ACCAAGAAUGAUAACAAGAAAUUAAUCGUCGAACUAUGUGACAUAAAAAUAUAUAAUGUCUAAUUUUUAUUUAAUUGAUGAUCCUUUAAUUUUUUACGUGAACGGUAAUUUAAACAUAGGAUACAAAGAUAUGGUAGAUCUAUUUUAUACUUUGUUUGUGCUUAAAGCUAAUUCCUUGAUGUGACGAUCUAAAAUACCUGGAUAUUUGAAUAUCUAAAGAAAGAAAAAGAAUCUAUUAUUAAUUAUUAAUCAUGGUUUUAUUAUUACAAAAUUGGAUUUUAAGCCGAAGGAAAUUGUUUAUUCAAGAAGUUGUAUUAUUCAGAAUUUCUAUGUAUAAAUAUAACAACAUCAAGAAUAUAACAAGGGAAUAUAAUAGAUGUAUUCAAAAAUAUACACCAUUUUUGCAAAACAUAUCAAGAGAAUAUAAUAGUUGUAUUCAAAAAUAUACACCAUUUUUGCAAGUAAGACAUUUUUCUGAUAAAAACAAUAAAGAAGAUAAAGAACUAAUAUAUAUAGGAACUAUGAAAAAUAAAGUUAUUAGUCUUAAAGUAUUGUCUUUAGUGUCAACAGCAUUAUCAAUAGCUUUUCAACCAUAUUUGUUUAUGAAACUCAUGGAAGAAGAUAGUCUAACAACUAUGAUACUAAUUUUGACAUUGUUCAAUUUAAUUACUAUAGGAAAUCCUAUUUUCAUACAUUUUGUAACAAAAAGAUAUGUAAUUGAAAUGCAUCAUCAUCCUAAAGAAGAAAAAUAUAGUGCUACAGUAUAUACAUUAUUUCUCAGGCGUAAAACGAUAAAAUUUACUCCAAAUGAUGUAACUGAAGGUAAAUAUCAUUUUUCAUUACCAAUAUCAACUUGCUAUAUAAAAAAUAAACCCUUAUUUUUUUUGGAACAAAAUUUUUUAAAUCAUGAACACUAUUUUACUCUAAUGAAUUAUAAUAAACCUAUAGAUUUUCAAAUGGAAUCAUUAAAUGUAAAUGCAAUCAAUCAAUCUCCAAUUGUUAAUACAAGUGCUCAAAUAGAAAACAAAAAUGAAAAUUUGAGAGAAAAAAAAUAAUUUAACUUGUAUAGUUUUAUUUAUUA
Messenger RNA from Apis mellifera (honey bee), 1081 nucleotides. RefSeq names its product transmembrane protein 70 homolog, mitochondrial. NCBI's taxonomy places the organism in Eukaryota, Metazoa, Arthropoda, Insecta, Hymenoptera, Apidae. Gene Ontology annotation, cellular component: mitochondrial membrane. Gene Ontology annotation, biological process: mitochondrial proton-transporting ATP synthase complex assembly. The transcript has 4 exons. The coding region runs from base 252 to 1055 and encodes 267 amino acids. The record is from RefSeq and is a predicted model, not a curated record.